Lindgomyces ingoldianus is the source of this 2100-nucleotide messenger RNA. RefSeq names its product Pkinase-domain-containing protein. Gene Ontology annotation, cellular component: nucleus; protein kinase CK2 complex; cytosol. The record is from RefSeq and is a predicted model, not a curated record. The transcript is spliced from 6 exons. NCBI's taxonomy places the organism in Eukaryota, Fungi, Ascomycota, Dothideomycetes, Pleosporales, Lindgomycetaceae. Gene Ontology annotation, biological process: regulation of transcription by RNA polymerase I; regulation of transcription by RNA polymerase III; protein phosphorylation. Bases 137 to 1663 code for a protein of 508 amino acids. Gene Ontology annotation, molecular function: ATP binding; protein serine/threonine kinase activity.
UGCGGGGAGCUUCCCCGAGUACGUGUACGUGAGCGCAACGACGUCAUAUCCUAAUUCGUCCAGGAACGCAACGGUGCGCUGCAGUUCUCUGUCCUUGUCGCCCCAGGGCACAUUCAGGUCGUGAAACAUCCUCACGAUGAGUUCGGCGCGUGAAGUCCACGCCGCCGGCGAGCUGCGCAAGAGGGAGCCUGCCGGUGAGUCUGCCGGUGAGUCUGACCUGCAACUCUUUGAUGCGAGCCGAUCGUCGCUUUUGCGUCCAAGCUUCCCAUCACGUGCUGGGCGAUCUCACACAAAACAAGCCAUCAGCAACACCGACCACCACGGCCCGCGUUCAAAUCCUUGCGGCACAACCCCUCCAACAACACCAACACCGCAAUCAGUCUCGCGUCCAAGCCGCUACCCGCACUCUGGUCUUAUUGUGCGCAUCCGUAAACACAAGGCUCUUGCUGCUGGGCUUGUGCUAGGCCUCCUCGCCGCCCUUGUUGUGCUCUUCGCCAGUCCCGCCAGCCUCCGCUUCAACCAGCCCCGCGACGACGUCUCCGCGACCCACGACGACUCCCUUAAGAACGUGACCGCGGCCGAGCAGCUGCCGCCGGUCGUAGAGGCACCGGACAAUCCGGCCAUGGAGCUCAACAGCAGCGGUGCCGCGGCCAGCGUUGCGCGUGUGUAUGCCGACGUCAAUGCCAACAUGCCCCGCGCAUACUGGGACUACGAUAGCGUCAACAUCUCCUGGGGCAUAUUGGAGAAUUACGAGGUUGUGCGGAAGAUUGGCCGCGGAAAAUACUCGGAAGUCUUCGAGGGCAUCAAUGUGGUAAACUACCAGAAAUGCGUCAUCAAGGUCCUGAAACCGGUGAAGAAGAAGAAGAUAAAACGUGAGAUCAAGAUUCUCCAGAAUCUGUCUGGGGGACCGAAUAUCGUAGCCCUGCUGGAUGUGGUGCGGGACAACCAGAGCAAAACCCCCUCGUUGAUAUUUGAGUACGUCAACAACACCGAUUUCCGAAGCCUCUACCCCAAAUUCCAGGACUAUGACGUGAGAUAUUAUAUCUAUGAGCUGUUGAAAGCGCUGGAUUUCUGCCAUAGCAAGGGCAUUAUGCACAGGGAUGUCAAGCCACACAAUGUCAUGAUUGACCAUGAAAAGAGAAAGUUGAGGUUGAUCGAUUGGGGUCUGGCCGAAUUUUACCAUGCUGGCACAGAGUACAAUGUCCGCGUGGCAUCACGCUACUUCAAGGGACCAGAACUCCUUGUCGACUUCCAGGAGUACGACUACUCUCUCGACAUGUGGUCCCUCGGAGCCAUGUUCGCUUCCAUGAUCUUCCGAAAAGAGCCAUUCUUCCACGGGAGCAGCAACUCGGACCAGCUCGUCAAAAUUGCCAAGGUCCUCGGGACAGAAGACCUCUUCGAUUAUCUAGACAAGUACGACAUCGAGCUUGAUGCUCAGUACGACGAUAUUCUGUCACGAUAUCCCAAGAAACCUUGGCAGUCUUUCGUCAACGCUGAAAACCAGCGUUUUGUCAGCCACGACGCGAUUGACUUCCUCGACAAGCUUCUUCGAUAUGACCACCAGGAUCGUCUAACGGCGAAGGAGGCAAUGGCCCACCCCUAUUUUGCCCCUGUCCGACAGAACACGAUGCAGAACCAUACUGCCGCCUCAUCCCAUUCAUGAAUGACAACCCCCUAAACCCGACUGGAAGACAUGUUACCACUGACAUCAUCGAUUUUGCGUACCGAUGGGGUCGGCAUGGCGCUCUAGAAAACAGGAUUCGCGCCCUUGUACAACCCGCCAGAUCACCACAGCCCCAUUCAUCUCGUCACUUGAGCCGGUUUAUCAACACUGUGGCUGGCAAUGCAUCGUGGCUCAUGGAGCCGCCUCCGAAAUUCAAUACAAGAUCGCAAUGUCGUAAGGAUGCGUCUCCCACAAAUACAGCUAUGUUAUUAAUCCCCCUGCAUCACUGUCGAAUCUCUGCGAUGCUUCCGGUGGUUUGCUGAUGCACCUCCUUGUUUCAGUAUCACAUUACAUUGCAUUGUCGGGCGUUGAAUCGCUUAUAAGUAGAUAUCCGCGGAGUGACAGAUUAUGCUAUUCAAAGAGUCCCUCUGAUGCCG